AGUCAAUCUUAGGGUAUGCUUUGAGCUGCACUCCCUCUAACCAAAUUGAAAAGGCUGACUGAAAAUCAGCCAAGCAAAAAAGAGAGAGAAAAAACUUAUCAAGUCAAAAUCAAUUUCAGUGUUGCUAUAUUAAAUUGUUUGAAGCAAAGAAAAGCAAGCAAAGGCAAACAAAGCAAUGAGUGCACCAUUACCAAUGAGGCUUUUGUUGUUGCCCUUAACAUUAACUUACCCCAACUCUGCAGCAGCCACUACUUCUUUUUAUUCUUCGGACUUCCCCUCUAAAUCCUCCAAAUCUCCAAAUUCUAAUUUCUGUUUUUCACCUUCUACCACUGCUGUGUUUAACCAUUUUCAUUAUUAUUCAUGUUCUGCAAGGAGAACCUCCAUCAAAAUGGGCCUGUGUUUUGUUGCACUGGUUUAGUGGCUUUGUGGACAUAUGAAAAGAGAUCAAGACAUGGAUGGCUGGAGAUAUGAAGAGGCGAAUGUGGUUAGCCUGUUUGGUUCUGAAGAAGAUGGUGGCACACAGAUUCCUACCCAAGCCCAAUCAGUUGUGGAAGGAUCGGGGGUAGUUUUGGUGUCGGAGUUUAAACCUGCUCCUGAUGUAGAUUAUCUACAGGAGUUGUUGGCCAUUCAACAGCAAGGGCCUAGAGCUAUUGGAUUUUUUGGGACCAGGAAUAUGGGGUUCAUGCACCAAGAACUCAUUGAGAUUCUUAGUUAUGCUUUGGUUAUAACUAAAAAUCAUAUAUAUACAUCAGGUGCAUCAGGGACAAAUGCAGCUGUUAUCAAAGGUGCUUUAAGAGCAGAGAAACCGGAGUUGCUUACAGUAAUUUUACCACAAAGCUUAAAGAAGCAACCACCUGAGAGUCAGGAGUUAUUGUCUAAGGUGAAGACUGUGAUAGAGAAGCCUCACAAUGAUCAUCUUCCUCUAAUAGAAGCCAGCAGGCUGUGCAACAUGGACAUCAUCUCACAUGUACAGCAAGUCAUUUGCUUUGCCUUUCAUGACAGCAAGCUGCUAAUGGAAACAUGUCAAGAGGCCAAAAAUCUGAGGAAAAUUGUAACUCUCUUUUACCUUGACUGACUGUAAAUUGAUUUAGGGAGAUGGAAGAAAAAGGAGUUAUAUUUGUAAAUUAGGAGAAGAAAUCAUCAAAGAUUUGCUUAUAUUUCCUUUGUAAUUUUGUAAUUGCUUUUGGAGCCCAUUUGCUCCUAUUUCAUUGGAAUGGCAAAAUAAAAUAAUAAGCUUGUAUUGCAUAACUUGUUAUCAUGCAUCAAUGAUAAGAUCUUAUUUA
Mangifera indica (mango) is the source of this 1283-nucleotide messenger RNA. RefSeq lists its product as uncharacterized. NCBI's taxonomy places the organism in Eukaryota, Viridiplantae, Streptophyta, Magnoliopsida, Sapindales, Anacardiaceae. The coding region runs from base 434 to 1075 and encodes 213 amino acids. The record is from RefSeq and is a predicted model, not a curated record. Gene Ontology annotation, molecular function: S-adenosylmethionine-dependent methyltransferase activity. The transcript is spliced from 6 exons.